AUGGUUAUAAGAGAAAAACACAGUUUUCCUUCACUGUUAUUAAUAUGUCUAUUUAUCUAUACAAUUCAACCAUUAAUUGUUCAUGCACAACAGUCGUAUGGAAGUGACGCUCCAAACUCAUUACCAAAUGUGCCAGAAAAGUGGACAUGUAAUGGAACAGAUCUGGAUAUUCGAACUUAUGAUGGAACUUGUAAUAAUCUUGAAAAUUCAAAUUGGGGAACUCAAAAUAGGGUUUAUGAUCGAGGAAAUUUUACUGCAUUUUACAAAGAUAACUUUACCGGUGAGCCCGCAAUAAAGAUAGAUGCUAGAAUGAUUUCAAACAUGUUAUGCGAUAGUGGUCAAGAACCUGUAUUUUCUGGAAGCCCUUUGACCGAUGAUAUUUUGUCCUCAACUCGGAAAUCAGUCUUCGAAAUCUUUUUUGGUCAAUUCAUUAAUCACGAUCUUGAAGAUGCUGCUCUUCAAAACACGCCAAAAACUGCGAUAGGUAAUAUUACUGAUGAUAAGGUCUUUAAUAAUACAGCAAGAAGCUUAUUUAACCCUUCCCAAGCACCAUUCAUGACAUUAUCGCUCUCAUGGGGUCGUGUAUUGAAUUCUACUUUGUAUCCGGUCAAUUUUGCCAAUUCUUACCUUGAUCUAUCGGUAAUAUAUGGCAAAGAUAAUGAUACAGCGCGAAAACUUCGAACUCUUAAAGAUGGCAAAUUAAUUACUGAAGAUUUCAUAGGAAAUGGCGGUGCUUAUAACACUGAGUUAAAUAACGUAUCUAUAAAAAAUUUCGCACCAGCUUCUGGUAAAGUAGGUCUUUUCCCUCAUCUUUUGCCUCCAGAAAUUAAAACAGAUGAUGGGCUUGUUAGUGGUGACUUGCGUUGUUCAGAAAAUAUUCAAUUGUGCACUAUUCAUACACUUUGGAUUCGUGAACAUAAUUAUUGGGCGGAAACAAUAGCACGUGAAAAGCCUGAAUUGAAAGAUGAUGAGGCAAUUUUUCAAUAUGCUAGAAAAAUAGUAAUUGGAGAAUAUCAACAUGUAAUUUUUGAAGAAUUUUUACCUGCAGCGCUUGGUUUUAAAAUGCCACCGUACUCGGGUUAUGACCCAACACGAUAUGCUGACACGUCAACUCAUUUUGCUGGUGUUGCAUUCAGAUAUGGUCAUUCAAAUAUUCGACCAUAUGACCUCAUCGACGGAUGUACUGGUGAACCUUUUGAUCCUCAUCCUAAUUUUAAAUUCCCUGAUUCUCAUUUACAUCGGCUUUAUUUCAUGGGUAAAUCUGUCAGGAUUCCAACACCAACUCCAGGUUUAAACUAUACUGAUGGAUUACUUGAUUAUACUCCUGUUAGAAUAUUAACUUUAGCUUCAGGAUCAAGUGGAAGUGGUGUUGAUAAUUUAAUCGUUAGUAUGUUGAGAGGAACAGCUGCAGAGUUCGGUUUAACAUUUUCAAGUUCAUUACGAAACAUGCCUGGUGUAAAUGAUUUGGCAGCCAUUGAUAUUGCUCGAGGUCGUUUACUCGGUCUUCCGGAUUAUGACACAUUCCGUGCUGUAUAUCAUCCCGCGGGAAGCGUUUACAACAAUCAAAGUUGUAUUCGAUCAGACGCACAAGAUUCUGUGAACUGCUUUAAUGUCAUUACUAAUAACAUGACAAUUGCGACAAAAUUACAAAAAAUCUAUGGUAAAGUCAAUAAGAUAGAUGCAAUCAUUGGAAUGUUUGCUGAGAGUAAAGGCCAAACCACUCCUUUACCACCAACGAUUACCGCAAUAAUAAAAGAAGAAUUUCUUCGAAAAAGAAGCACUGAUAGAUUUUGGUAUGAAGGAUCAAAAUAUACAAAUGAUGAAAUUGAAUUAAUUAAACAAGCUACCAUGAGAGAUAUUAUUAUGAGGAAUACUGAAGUUCAAGAUAUACAAGUUAAUCCAUUUAAAUCACCAGGUUCUAGAGAUGAUUUGGCAAGCAUCAAGGAUUGUGAAUCGGAAUAA
Messenger RNA from Cetraspora pellucida, 1962 nucleotides. The record is from the annotation of a GenBank genome assembly. NCBI's taxonomy places the organism in Eukaryota, Fungi, Glomeromycota, Glomeromycetes, Diversisporales, Gigasporaceae.